Messenger RNA from Rhodotorula toruloides NP11, 1119 nucleotides. Its product is annotated as activator of Hsp90 ATPase, N-terminal domain containing protein. The record is from RefSeq and is a predicted model, not a curated record. Lineage: Eukaryota; Fungi; Basidiomycota; Microbotryomycetes; Sporidiobolales; Sporidiobolaceae. Gene Ontology annotation, molecular function: ATPase activator activity; protein-folding chaperone binding. Bases 1 to 1119 code for a protein of 372 amino acids. The transcript is spliced from 6 exons.
AUGGCAGCACUACCGCCUGGCCUGAAGAACUGGCAUUGGAGGACGAAGGGCUGUGAGCCCUGGGCCAAGGAGUGGUUCGCAGAGAAGCUGACGGGUAUUGAGGCGAACGGCGUGUCCAUCACGGAGGUUCAGGAUCGGAUCACGAUGAAGUGGAAGGCGACGACGAAGGACGGUGAGGACGUCGAGGGUACUCUCGUUGCGCCCGAGGUUGCGCAUGACAUGGAGGAGGACGAGUACCGCUUCGAGGCGUCACUCUCGUCGGGCUCUGGAUCGGAGGCCGACGCUUUCCUCCAGACGGCACGAAAGGCGCUUGCCAACAAGCUUCGACCACUCUUCCAGCAGUUCCCGAAGGACAUGAUUGCCACCCACGGCAAGGACCUCCUCGACGACGCCAACGCUUCCCCUUCCGGCUCAGGCGCCUCGACCCCGGCAACUUCGUCUACUCCCGCCCCUCCUUCCGCUCCCUCCGUCUCCUCCGCCUCUUCCACGGCCAAAACUCCUACCGCUAAGGGUCUUUCCCUCAACACGUCGACUGUCCGCGUGUCGGGCGAGUUCCAGUGCGACGCCGAGACCCUCUUCGACUUCCUCACCAACCCUCAAAAGAUUCCCGCCUGGUCGCGUAACCCGGCUCAGAUGGCGCCGGAGGUCGGCGCCGAGGUCAGCCUCUUCGGCGGCAACGUGGUCGGGAAGGUCGAGAAGGUCGACCGGCCCAAGUCAUUUGUCUCGACUUGGCGAGCACCGACCUGGCCUGAGGGACACUUUGGUCAGCUCGAGACGUUGCUCGACCAGGGCAGCUCGAGCACGACCUUGACUCUCGUCCUGCGAGGCUGCCCGAUCGGCAAGGAGGACGAGACCGAGUCGAACCUCCAUGCGUUCUACAUCCGCGGCUUGCAAUCCAUCGGGUUAGGCUUGCUUUCCUUCUCUACCUCCUCCUCCACCGCAUCCUCUUCUUCCGCGACCUCCUCGACCGCUCGGGCCCAGCGAAGACGACCACAAACCGCUCGCGUGAACCGGUGGACGCUCGCCAAUGUCGGCUCGUUCGCCGUGUCGUUCGGCUUGAUUGCGGCGAUGGGCGUCGCUUUCUACUACGGUCCGAGCGGUCCCGGUGGGAAGAAGUAG